CCAACAGGACUACAUCUGCUUUCACCCUGUCUUCAAUGCCAAAAGGACUUACCGGUAACUGUAACAUUUGGACGUCCUGGUUUUUUUUUUUUGUUUUGUUUUUUUGGUUUUUUGCAUAGUAUGGCACAUUUCGUUGUUGCUGUUGGGCUCAUCCUUCUCCCAGUACUCAUCGAUCUCUCAGCAGGAAACAAUACAUGUAACCUCUAUGCUGCUGUCGGUGAAAGUCUGACUUUGCCUUUUGCCUUUGGAGGACUGGGAAACACCCAUUCACUGAGAUGGACUCAUAAUAAAACAAUAAUUUUCACCAAACAAAAAGGUAGAGUGACCAAGGGGAAACCGGAAGACAUCAAUGCAACUGGAUCCAUUUUGCUAAAGAACGUUGGGUUUUCAAGUGCAGGGAUCUAUGAAGCAAACAUCUCACACUCUAACGGCACGAUUGUUAAAGCGUGGAUGGAUCGUCUUUGUGUGAUGGAGAAGGUAUCAAAGCCUCGACUGGAUCAUAUCUGUGACUCCAGCGCUGUUAACUUUAGUUGCAAUGUUGCCAAACCUCAGGGUUUGGAUUUCUCAUGGACGCUUAAUAAAAAGACUUUACUGGGAGAAACAAAACAAACUCUGAGAAUUUCCCUGAGCCAUCUGAAAGAGGAGAGAACCUUUGCCUGUAGCGUGGCAAACAAAGUCAGUGUGGAGAGCAGCGAGACUGUUCGUCCAGCAUGUAAAGCACCUUUGCUUUGUUUUAAACCUCAGGUGGUUGUGGCAGUGCUGGCAGGAGGAGCGGGGCUGAUCUUUUUUCUGCUCAUCGCUGUGGUGGCGUUAUGCUGCUGCGUCCGACGCACAAAACCUCAAACAAACCCCCGAGACAAACAGGAAAUAAAGAUGCUUUCUGUAAAAAAGCAGGAAGCUGAGCCCAUCAGCCCCGAGUAUGAGGCCAUGCACAACAUCCAAAGCUCUCCAUCCCCGAGUCCCAAGCCUUCACCGAGAGCCUGCUACAAGAACGUCUCCCAGCCCUACGCUCAGACUGACAACAGGCCUCUGCAGAUGUUCCCAGCUGCUGAAGGACAGCGAUCAUCGCCUGUGCCAAAGCCAAGGACAAAGAAUGCCCAGACGCUAAACAUCUGAGUUUGCAUUCCUCAACAGGAACACCAAAGAGGAAGUAAUAAGUUCUAAGUGUGACAAAAGGCAAGAGGAAUUUUGAAAACCACGUAAGCCAAAAAAGAAAAGAAAAGACUAUUUAAGUGCAAACCUAUAUUUUUCCUACUGUGACUGAAGUAUUGAUUGACAGUUGUACUCCAACUUUUUUUCUCUACUGUUUUAUUUCCUAAUCAUUAUCUUAUUAAGUGCUUCCCAUGUUAAAUGUACGUCAGGAGUAAUUUUUAUAUUGUGAUAUUUGGACACUGGUUUAGUUGAAGAAUUUCUUCAACUGUAUUACAAGACCUAUAAACUGAGGAAAGUUGCAUUUCUAUUUUGUAUCAUUUGAAGCAUUCUGUUGUGAUUCUUAAACCUUGUUUUUAUAAUGAAUUCUUUGAUACAGGAAUUUUGAGCACAAAUGUAUGUUCCUUACAAAUGUGGCACCAUUUAAAGGGGAAGUUUUCCAACUGUAUAAGAUUUAUUGCC
Molecule: messenger RNA, 1611 nt
Organism: Austrofundulus limnaeus
Lineage: Eukaryota; Metazoa; Chordata; Actinopteri; Cyprinodontiformes; Rivulidae
Exons: 1
Coding region: 121-1116 (331 amino acids)
Cellular component (GO): membrane; cell-cell junction
Source: RefSeq, a predicted model, not a curated record